AUGGAUAUUGAGUUGUUUUUAAACAACUUCAAUCAAAAUUGUAAUAUCAAUAAUAAAAUAAAAAUCAAACUAUUGGUGGAAGUAAAUGGGUCAAAUUAUGAAAGAUCUUUAGAAGGAAAUAGUGAAACUUUAAAACCUUUAGUACAAAAAUUAAAUUCAAAAAUUAAAAAAUAUGAAGAUUCAAUAAAUAAAAAACAAAAUUUUGUAACACCUGGAAAAGGAUCAACAUUAAAUCUAUUACAUAAAAACUCAACAGCAAAUUUAUCAUCACCAUCUUUAAUACAUAGAACAUCACCAGAUGUAUUACCAAUGAAUCAAUUAAUACAAAGCAUGAUUCCUACUGAUCCUACAGUAUUUGGUGUUUCAGUUGAUAACUUAAUGGCAAGAGAAAGAUCUGAUUCAAAAAUUCCACAAAUAAUAUCAAAUUUAUUAAAUAAUUUAUUUUUAUAUUCAUUGGGUGUUGAAGGUUUAUUUAGAAUCAGUGGUUCACAAAUUGAAAUUCAAAAUAGAAAAAAUUUAAUUAAUAGAGGCGAUUAUCAUUUUUCAAGAGAUGAUAACCCACAUGUUUUAACUGUAUUAUUAAAGCAAUUACUCAGGGAACUACCUGAACCAGUUUGUACAAAUGCCUUAUACGAUUUAUUUUUAGCAUCUUCAGAUCAAAUUAAUUUCGAACAAUCAAAAGAAAAUGGUUUUGAAGUUUUAAAGAAAACUAUAAAUAGUUUACCAAUACAUAACAGAAAUUUAUUACAAUAUAUUAUAUUAUUUUUAACAUUUGUUGGUGCAAAUAAAAAUAUAAACUUGAUGGGACCAAGUAAUCUCAGUAGAGUAUUUGGACCUAAUCUAUUUUGGAAAAAAGAAAGUGGUCCAUUAGAUAUUCAAAUGCUUCAAAGUGCAAGUGAAAAGGUUAAUUCUAUUACAGAACAAAUGAUAUUACAUUAUAAUAGCGUUUUUGAAGAGCCAUUAAGUUUAUCAUUCAACACAUAUCAACAACCACAGUCACAGUCCACACCAAAUUUAAAUCUAGUACCAACUGGCAAUUACAAUAAAAAGUUAAAUAUAAACUCAAAACUUUUAGGUCACAACAAGUCGAUUCAAUGGAUGGCUUUAUGCGAUACAGAUCAAAAAGUUUGGAGUUUAGAUUCACAUGGCUUUGCUAGGAUAUGGGAUGCUCAAAAUCAAUGCUUUAUCAAAGAGGUUCCAAUAGCUGAGGGUGCUGCAGUUUACCAAAUGGUUUCUGCUUCGGAUAAUACAAUUUGGGCCGCUUCUUCAAAUAGGUUAUCAAUUUGGGAUGUUGAUGGCGGUUUUAUUGGUGAAGUGCCAGGUGAAGCUUUUUCAGUUUGCGAGUCUCAAAAUAAAGAAAUUUGGGUCGGUGGAUUUAAUGUUUUAACCAUAUACCCACUCGAGGGUUUACCAAGUAAAUCAGGUGGUGAACCAGUUAAACCAAUUGGUACAGAUUUAUUUAUGAAGGGUACUAUUAUUUUAGCAAUGUGUAAAGUUGGUUCAAAUAGAAUUUGGGGUUGCUCCUCUGAAAAAACCUUAUAUGUUUGGGAUUCUAAAACUAAAGAAGUUAUUCAUACCUCUGAAAUUCAAGAAAAAAGACCAAAAAGAAUGACAUGUAUCGAUAUUGAUGAUUUAGAAACUAUUUGGAUUGGUGGUGAUGAAGGUACAAUUCAAAUUUUUAAUUCAAAAACAUUUAAAUUAGAACAUAAAAUUCCAAAUUUAGGUUGGGAUAAAAUAUUUCAUCUUACAUCAAUUGGUAAUUCAAUUUGGGCAAGCUUUUGGGAUACCACAGUUAGGGUUAUUGAUCCAAAAACAAAAGAAAUAUCAAUGGAAUUUAAAGGUUUUCAUUCAGAUGUUGUAUCUUCAAUCGUUGAAGUUCCAAAUCAUAAACCUGGUGGUGAAUCAUUUAUUUGGUUAGCUUCUUAUGACAAGUCAAUAACUAUUCAUUCAAUGGUAAAUAGGGAAAAGAAUGAUAUGGGUCCAAAUAAUCCAAAUGCCAAUUGGAGUUUUACAAAUAUUAAAAGAAUUGCAAGACCAACAAGACCAGGUUUUUCAUCAAGAGGUUAAUAAUAAUAAUUUAUAAAAAAAAAUCAAAAAAAAAAAAUAAUAAUAAUAACAAUGUAAUAUUUAAAUAUUCAAUUUAAUUGAAUAAAUUUUGUAAAAAUGAAAAAUAUCUAAAUCAAUAAAAUAAAAUGAAACAGUUUUUAAAACAAAU
Messenger RNA from Dictyostelium purpureum, 2215 nucleotides. RefSeq lists its product as uncharacterized. The record is from RefSeq and is a predicted model, not a curated record. Gene Ontology annotation, cellular component: cytoplasm. Gene Ontology annotation, biological process: small GTPase-mediated signal transduction. Lineage: Eukaryota; Evosea; Eumycetozoa; Dictyosteliales; Dictyosteliaceae. The transcript is spliced from 5 exons. Bases 1 to 2067 code for a protein of 688 amino acids. Gene Ontology annotation, molecular function: protein binding; GTPase activator activity.